AAUCAAACAAGAUCACGCAUGACUAUAUUUAGGCUUAGACAUUGAGAGAAUUUGAUGAGUCAAAGUGCUUAGAUGAAUAGCUCCAAAAAUCAAAAGUGAAUGAAUAUAGCGGGAGAGAGGUAGUAAUUGAUUUUAUUUUUUUGGGUUCCCAUCCUCCCCGUCCUGUUUGAGGCCCGUUUUUUUGCCCAGAACUUUUACAUUUGCAUAUUUCCGUCGUCGGAUGAUUCUACAUUUCUAUGCCCACCUAUGCACCGCCAUUAACGAGCCGCUCCUCUGCCGCCUGACCACCCCCGUACAGGUGGCUGCUGCUCGAUGACGCCUCUCUAUUCCGAUCUUUGCAUUUCCAAACAACGCAAGCAAAAACGCAAAUUCCCGAGAUAACACCGGAAUUAACUGGAACAUGCUUCGUCUUCACAGCGGGAAUACGCGGCAGUAUCUGCUGCGAUUCAAUCUCCGUCGCUUUGUUUCGUCUUCAAUGCGUAGGGUUUCCACGAAUUCCGUCGAAGGAACGCCGAUUAAGUUUGAGAAUUCGCCGCCUGCGCCUCAUCUGCCAGCAUCUCAAUAUCCUCCUGCCACUGUACUAUUCCAUAGUAAACGAUCGCGAUCGGUAUUCAUUGCCCUAUCGGCAGCCAUAGCUUCAGCCGUAGUUGCUCCCUUCGCUCUAACUCUGAUGCGUGAUGAUGAGGAUGGUAAGUAUAAACAGACAGCCGGCCGUGUAUACAGGGAAUUUGAAAAUGUGGUUGAGAAAACGAAGGAUUCAUUCACGAAGACAAUGAAUCGAAUGAAGCAGACUGGCAUGGCUGCUUCGGUUCUAUGGAAGUCGCUGAGGUCGUUAAUGUCAUCUGCGAACCAUGAGGUUAGGGUUGGGUUUGAGAUUAGGGUUGCUGCUUUGUUGGCUGACAUUGCAGCCGCGAGUGAGAGCCGUAGAGCGGCAUUAGUUGGUGCUGGGAGUGGUGCCGUAGUGGAUUGGCUCUUGGAGACAGUGUCGUCCAACGGAGAGAAUUUAGGCACUCAGGCCGAGUCAGCUAGGGCUUUGGCGUACUUGAUUGCCGAUCCAAACGUUUGUCAGGCUGUUUUUGGGAGGCCUCAUGCUGUACCUAAUUUGCUUAGGUUUAUUUUCUCUGCUCAGCCGAGAAGAUCAAAUAGAAAAGGUAGAAGUAGUUCGUUUGGUCUUUCUGAUUCUUUGAAAGGUAGGAGCAUGCUGGUUGCAGCCAUUAUGGAUGUGGUCACAUCCCACUGCCAAAGUGCGGACAAAGUAUCAUUCAAACCUAUUCUGCCGGAAGAUGCUGAGAUGAGGGAUAUUGCAGCUGCCAUUGAAGUUAUUGCAGAAGGUGGCAUGCACUGGGAUGAUCCACACCAGGAUGGAGAAGACGACGAUGGAGGAAAAGGGGUAAAGGGUAUUGGAAUAAAGAUUCUUGAAGGUACAACAGUUCUAGGACUUGCAAGGACUAAAGGGUUUGUUGAGAUGGGGCAUUCUGAUGAUAGUCAGGCAGCCAGACACGCACAUAAGAAUCUUUUAUUUAGCAAAAUAAGUGACAAAUCCGCAAAGUCAAAUUUAUCUUCGGCUGUGGUUCCCGGACUUUGGGAUGACUUGCACUCUGAGCAAGUUGCUGUUCCUUUUGCUGCAUGGGCAUUGGCAAAUUGGGCAAUGGCAUCAGAAGCUAAUAGGACUCACAUCCAGGAACUGGAUCAGGAUGGGCAAGCAAUCAUGGCUGCUUUAAUGGCGCCUGAGAGAUCUGUAAAAUGGCAUGGAAGUCUGAUCGCUAGAUUGUUGUUAGAGGACGAAGAGAUACCAUUGAAUGAAAAUGUUUCUGAUUGGAGUUCCUGUCUUCUUUCUAUAGUUUCCCAAGCAAGCAAAGCUCAGGACUUCCCUCUGACUCACAUAGCUUUAUCUGCAUUUCUAGUUGCUCUUAAGAGAAGUGCUAAAGUGCAGGAAGUAGCAGUUGAGAAGGGUCUCCAUUUGAUGAGAGUGACUGCUAAACAGACAACAAAGCAUGUGUCCUUGCAAGAAGCAUUGGCCAAGGCCCUGGAAUUGCUCUAUACUAGGGAAAUGCAUAUGUCUGUUGAAGAAAGCCAAAAAUGGUCUGGCAUUCUACUUCCUUGGAUUUUUGCAAAAUCUUCAUCAGAUGAAAUGCGGUCAUCGGCAAUAAAUAUCCUUUCGUGCAUUCUUGAAGAUUAUGGACCAUCGUCGUUAGCAAUUUCUCAAGGAUGGUUAACUCUUUUGCUGAGUGAUAUUUUGAAUUACAGGAAGGCAGCUUUGGUGAAAGGGAAUGCCGAGCUGAGGACUGAUAAAGUGAAGACACAAAUUGACCAAGCAAAUAUAGUUUCAGCAACCCAAACUGCAAAUCAGUUGGCUAUGGCGGUUGUUAACCUAGCAGGAAUGCAACUUGGAGCGGAUACUGAAACUGAUGAUACAUUUCCUUUGGCUGAUCUUUUGUCACUUGAACCUUUUGUUGGACCAUUUAAGAACCUUAAGAAAGAUAAAGUUCCCAAGAUUGAUGCUGCAGAUUCAGCAUUGGCCACUCUGAAAGGAAUCAAAGCUUUGAAUGAGAUCUCUGCAGAAGAUUCUGUUUGCUUACACAAGAUAGCUGAUUUUGGAGUCCUCUGUUUGAUACGGCGCCUGUUAUUAGAAGAUGAUUAUGAACAGCUUUCUGCAAUUGAAGCUUACGAUGCAUCACGUGCCCCUGAGUCACCAGAAAACCUGUCAUCUGUUUCAGGUGAAGCUUCUGCUAAUUCCAAUCCAGGUGACACAUCAAGUGUUCGCGUACCUCCCACAGCUCACAUUCGGAGGCAUGCAGCCAGGCUACUAACUGUACUUUCUGUACUUCCAAAAGUAAAGAAAUCGAUCGUUGCCGAUAAAGCUUGGUGUAGAUGGCUUGGAGAAUGUGCUGAAGGAAAGGUUCCAGGUUGCAAUGACCUCAAAAUUCGAAGUUAUGCCAGGGCAACACUGCUGAAUGUAUUUUCUGAUGAGCAAACUAGUGAAGAGUUGGUAGACUGUGAUGCCUCUCGUGGAAGCACAAAUAAAACACAUCCGUGCCCUCAAUACGCUGAUAUGGUGUUUUUAAUUAAUCCUGAAAAACCACACUGGAAAUGUAUGGCGAGUGCAAUUCCAACUUCAAUAGUUAGAUCCUCCACAUCUAGUGAUGAUUCUCUAAAUACUGAGAAGGGAGCUUCAAGCACAGAUUCCAAUGGCAAUAGCUCCUCAGCCGCUGUAUCUGAACCAAUGAGUUCACAACCAGAGAGUCCAUUAUUCGAUGUGGUGUUUGUUCAUGGGCUCCGCGGAGGUCCCUUUAAAACAUGGAGGUUGUCCGAGGACAAGUAUUCUACUAAAUCUGGCCUUGUAGAGAAAAUUGAUGAAGAAGCAGGGAUGCAAGGAACAUUCUGGCCUGGGGAAUGGCUUCCAACUGAUUUCCCUGCUGCUCGUCUGUAUACUCUCAAAUAUAAGACAAAUCUGACACAAUGGUCAGGAGCAAGCCUUCCUCUUCAGGAGGUAAGCUCCAUGCUGUUGGAGAAGCUUGUUGCAGCUGGGAUUGGAAAACGUCCGGUUGUAUUUGUGACUCAUAGCAUGGGAGGCCUUGUUGUCAAGCAGAUGCUGUAUCAAGCAAAAGCAGAGAACAAGGAGGACCUUGUCAAUAAUACAGCCGGUGUUGUAUUCUAUAGUUGUCCCCAUUUCGGCAGCAAACUUGCAGACAUGCCCUGGCGUAUGGGUCUUGUGUUUCGUCCUGCUCCUAGUAUAGGAGAGUUGAGAAGUGGGUCCCCAAGAUUGGUGGAGCUGAACGAUUUCCUUCGCCGCCUUCACAAGAAAGGGACUCUUGAGGUGCUUAGUUUCUGCGAGACUAAGGUUACCCCUAUAGUUGAAGGGUAUGGAGGCUGGGCUUUUCGAAUGGAAAUUGUACCUCUGGAGUCUGCAUAUCCUGGAUUUGGUGAAUUAGUUGUGUUAGAGUCAACUGACCAUAUAAAUUCAUGCAAGCCUCUGAACCGCAACGAUCCUUCUUAUAAAGAGACUUUACAAUUCUUGCACAAAUUGAAAGCACAUCACGAUUCACGACUCGCCGCAGUAGAUUAAUACAGGUCUACGUUAUUAGUUUAGUGUCCAAAUGCAUAUUUUUUGUUGUUUGCCAUUUUUACUGUACAUAACGCCUCAAUACAGCAUUAUUGUAGACACUGGCUCCGCUCUUUGGUUGUUUGGUCGGAGCUCUGUGUAUAAAAAAUGUGCUCACUGCUAAGGUGUAUAGGAAGGUACUGUUCAUACACUUUGUGCGGAGUUUAAAAACUAAAAAGUGUGUUUUUGA
Molecule: messenger RNA, 4292 nt
Organism: Cuscuta campestris
Lineage: Eukaryota; Viridiplantae; Streptophyta; Magnoliopsida; Solanales; Convolvulaceae
Source: the annotation of a GenBank genome assembly